Messenger RNA from Sphaerodactylus townsendi, 1509 nucleotides. RefSeq names its product DnaJ heat shock protein family (Hsp40) member C8 (gene DNAJC8). NCBI's taxonomy places the organism in Eukaryota, Metazoa, Chordata, Lepidosauria, Squamata, Sphaerodactylidae. The coding region runs from base 67 to 819 and encodes 250 amino acids. The record is from RefSeq and is a predicted model, not a curated record. Gene Ontology annotation, cellular component: nucleus. The transcript is spliced from 9 exons.
UAUCCCGAUGACGCCUUCGGAACCGCGUCACGUGGCGGGAGGGGCAAAGGUCACGUGGCGCAAAAGAUGGCGGCUCCGGGCGAGCGAGAAGCUGGAGGCGGCGCCGAAGAGGCGUUUCUCACCUUCUACUCCGAGGUGAAACAAAUAGAAAAACGAGACUCUGUCUUAACAUCAAAAAAUCAGAUCGAGAGGCUUACUAGGCCUGGAGCAUCCUAUUUCAACCUGAAUCCAUUUGAGGUAUUGCAGCUUGAUCCUGAAGUGACAGAUGAAGAAAUAAAAAAGAGAUUCCGUCAGUUGUCCAUAUUGGUGCAUCCUGACAAAAACCAGGAUGAUCCCGACAGAGCCCAGAAAGCAUUUGAAGCUGUUGACAAAGCGUACAAGCUGUUGCUAGAGCAGGAGCAGAAGAAGAGAGCCUUGGACGUGAUUGAAGCAGGGAAGGAAUACGUGGAGCACAUUGUGAAAGAGAAAAAGAAGCAGUUAAAGAAAGAAGGCAAGCCACCCAGUGUCGAAGAGGAUGAUCCAGAAAUAUUCAAGCAAGCUGUCUACAAGCAGACAAUGAAGCUCUUUGCUGAACUGGAAAUCAAAAGGAAGGAAAGAGAAGCAAAGGAAAUGCAUGAAAGGAAGCGGCAGAGAGAAGAAGAGAUUGAGGCACAAGAGAAAGCCAAGCGUGAGCGAGAGUGGCAGAAGAACUUUGAGGAGAGUCGGGAUGGCCGUGUCGACAGCUGGAGGAACUUCCAAGCAAAUACGAAAGGGAAGAAAGAGAAGAAAAACAGGACCUUUUUGAGGCCCCCGAAAGUGAAGAUGGAGCAGCGCGAAUGAGCCGGUUUUCUCCCAGGCUUUGAAAGGACUAUCCUGUACCAUCGCAUUUAAACCUUUCUUGCUUUUCCAGUAGGAUCUUUUUGUUUUCCAGUAUGAUUGAAUUCUUGGUCAAAGUAUUCCCCACGCCCCACACCCCGUACUCUGCUCAUUUGCCUGAGGUUCAUGGUGUGACGUGCAGGGCCCCACUGAUCUUAGAACACUUGGCUUACAUAGGAAGACUCUGCCAGAAGCUGCCCGCCAUGUCUCCCUUUUAGUCCCAUAAUUCCAUGUUCUGUACUCCCAAGGAUAUUUGCUGUUCAGAGUGGUCAUCUGCCUUGAUUUGUAGACGUGUCGCGCUGAGGCAGAUGCUCAAAGGUGUUGUCUUGGUGAUCCCUUUGCUCACUUUAAAGUCGGUCAUUUGUUCCUCCUCUGCAUUGGUCUCCACUCGUCGUUGGCGAGGGUUCGAGCUGGGAAGCAGAGACGUACGGCUUGGCUUGCAACUCGGCCGCAUGGAGCUGAAAUUCUCCCCUGCCUGAUUUCCCGGCUGGCAGCUCCUGGUUUCCAGGAUCACAGAUUUGGGGGAGAGGGUGGGGGGGCAAUCUGCUUAGCUUGAUGGGCCAGUCAACCUCUGUAAAUAAAUAAAAGAAAUAUCUCGUUGAAUAUUCAGUUAGUGGCCAUGUUCUGUAUUCAAAAUACAUUUUGCUCCCGGAA